This is a messenger RNA of Macrosiphum euphorbiae (potato aphid), 285 nucleotides long. NCBI's taxonomy places the organism in Eukaryota, Metazoa, Arthropoda, Insecta, Hemiptera, Aphididae. The record is from the annotation of a GenBank genome assembly.
AUGGUUGACACAGCCGAGGCUACCAGACGGUUGAACGUCAAGAAGCAAACAUUGGAUGAUGCGUAUGCGGCUCCGGCCAAUUUUUUAGAAAUUGAUAUUCUGAACCCGAUAACUCACGGUGUGGCCAAAAAACGAUACACUGACUAUGAAGUUCGCAUGCGAACAAACCUACCAGUGUUUAAGGUCAAAGAAUCCAGUGUCCGUAGACGUUACAGUGAUUUUGAAUGGUUGCGCAAUGAACUAGAACGAGACAGUAAGGUAAUGUGUAUUUCCAACUUAUUCUAA